Molecule: messenger RNA, 1248 nt
Organism: Canis lupus familiaris (dog)
Lineage: Eukaryota; Metazoa; Chordata; Mammalia; Carnivora; Canidae
Product: amine sulfotransferase-like
Exons: 6
Coding region: 245-1120 (291 amino acids)
Biological process (GO): sulfation
Cellular component (GO): cytoplasm
Molecular function (GO): sulfotransferase activity
Source: RefSeq, a predicted model, not a curated record
UACAUAGAACUAACCUAGAGCCUAUGAACAAUUGGUUCCCAGCAUUGGACCAAACACCACACGUCUGGAAUCCAGGAAGUAGCUUACAGAGCCAGCCACUUCUCAGUGUUUGUGAAGAAAACAAGAUAUCAAUUUAUUCUCUCAGUAUAUGGUCAACAACUGAAGAUACAGAAGGGAAGAGAACAUAGACACUCACUAAAUCUCUUUCAAAUAAUUUUGUCUCUCUUUUGCAGGUGACUGAAAUAUGGAAGACGGAGACGGAUUUUUAUUCAAAUUUAAAGGAUAUUAUUUUUAUCGCAAAGGAAUUGAUAUUGACUUUAUAGAAAACUUAGAUAAUUUUGAAAUCAGAGAAGAUGAUGUCUUCAUAAUCACUUACCCUAAAUCUGGAACUGUCUGGCUUCAGCAGUUAUUAAGUCUGAUUUAUUUUGAGGAACAUCGCAGAGGCACUGGAAAACUGCAAACAGUGGAUCAGGUCCCCUUCUUUGAGUACAACUUUCGACAAUUGGAUUUUGGGAAAAGACCAUCUCCUCGUCUCUUCUCUACCCACCUCCCAUACAACUUGGUUCCAAGUGGGCUGAAGAACAAAAAAGGCAAAAUUAUUUACAUAUACAGAAACCCUAAGGAUGUUUUGUGCUCAUAUUUCCACUUUGGAACAAAUGUGAUAUUACAAGUUACAAGUACCUUUGAGAGAUUCAUGGAACAAUUUCUCGAAGGAAGAGUUAUAGGAAGCCUUUGGUUUGACCACAUCAAAGGUUGGUAUGAGCACAAAAGCCUCUUCAACAUUCAGUUCAUGAUGUAUGAGGAGAUAAACAAGGAUCUCAGAGGUUCUGUGUUAAAAAUCUGCAAGUUUCUGGGGAAAGAGUUGAGUGAGGAGAAUAUAGAUGCUGUCAUGACAAAGGCCACAUUUGAAAACAUGAAGUAUGACCCACUAGCAAAUUAUGACGAUAUAAUCAAAACUGCAUAUGGAAAGAAUGUAAAAGGUCAUUUCCUUCGCAAAGGUACCAUUGGAGACUGGAAAAAUCACAUGACUGUUGAGCAGAAUGAAAGGUUUGACAAGAUUUUCCAAAGGGAGAUGAAAGAUUUUCCCCUGAAGUUCAUCUGGGAUGUGAAUGAAGACUAGAAUGCUAAGCCAUACACAGAUAGUUUAAGAAAGCACUUUCAGAAGGAAAUAUAUCCAAUUGUACACUUUCAUCUUUGACUCUCAUUGAAUCAUUAUUGAAAAACCUCAGUGAUUAAUAAAUAUGAAUA